AUGGAUUGCUUUCCCUCGUCUGAAUGCUCAACUUCUGACUUCGCCACUAUCGAAUGCAAGCCUUCCCAAGGCAUAGCCCUUUAUGAACCACAGUUUCCACCUUCCCAGAACGACGGAGAAUUGCUACUCUAUGGCUUCUGCCUCUCCUCAGAGUUCCUCGCCGAAUACGCCGACAUACACCAACUCCCAGUUGAUGUGACAUCGUCUUCGUCUCCCAAUAGAUCGAAUGGUGACACGGACGUCAACUUGGCGAUAGGUGUAGCCAAGGCCCGUAUUGCUCUCGACCAUAUCCGUAGGAAGGUCCUUGAACAACUCUCAAAACAUCCGGCUAACCGAGACAUGCCCGAUGAGUUGCGUAACAAUGUACCCAUUUGUGGCCUGUUCCAGCCUCCACCGGCGUAUAUUGGCGCGUCAAUCUUACAGGCUCAGAGUGAGCUUGCAACGAUUCCAAGUCGGAAUUCCUUAUGGACGGUUAUCUACGUUGCUACAAAUGAGAGCAAGAAGACCUUACAACGAGUGGACAAAGCUGGAGAUGUGACGGUGGCAUUGCAGAAGGUCCUCAACUGCUUGCACAUAAACCCUCAGUGGAUCCCUGAAGGUACUCACAAGCGAUUCCGUGAAGACUUGCCUGACUGGUCUCCGUAUAACCCCUUCAGUUUUCCUGAAGAGUUAACAAAUGGAUACAUCGUAUAUUACAAUCACCUGCCUAAGCGGGUCCCGGAAACUCCUUUGAAGACAUAAGGAAUUACUCCACCCAUCGUCGUGUACUGGCCUCAUUCUGAUUGUCUCCGCUGAACCGUGCUUCCUAUGUAAUACUAGCUCGAAAGGCACCCUGUCUUAUUUGUAUCGACUGAAAUACUUGCUGCUACAUUUAUAUGCUUGAAACAAUUCAC
Somion occarium is the source of this 893-nucleotide messenger RNA. Lineage: Eukaryota; Fungi; Basidiomycota; Agaricomycetes; Polyporales; Cerrenaceae. The record is from the annotation of a GenBank genome assembly.